GCAGCGGCAGCAACCAAUCACCAUGCCAUUACAGCCUUCAGAGGAAGCUGUUUAUGGGACUGCAGCGCUAAUUAGGCUCAUGAACUAACAAAUCUGCCUGCACGAACCCGGCGAGGAAAACGAUCACAUCCAUGGAUUAGUCUGGGAGUCGCCGAGCACUCUUUGAUUCUGGCUUUCUUCACAUAGCCGCCUUUCCCCAACUUAUUUACUGCUCACAAACUUUCCCUCUUUCCAGCGCGUGGAGUAUUUUUUAAGCGAGAGAGCCUACAAAAACUUUAACUUAAGCUGGGGAAUCUGGACUAUCAGACCAUGUUUCAGCCUACACCCAAGAGGUGUUUCACUAUAGAGUCUUUAGUGGCGAAGGAUAAUCCCGUACCGGCGUCCCGCUCCGAGGAGCCCAUCAGGCCAGCGGCUCUCAGCUAUGCAAACUCCGGCCAGAUGAACCCAUUUCUCAACGGCUUUCACUCCGGCGGCAGGGGCGUCUACUCGAACUCGGACUUGGUAUUUGCCGAGGCGGUCUCCCAUCCGCCCAACUCCGCCGUCCCGGUGCAUCCGGUGGCCCCGCCGCACGCUCUGGCCGCUCACCCGCUCUCCUCCUCGCACAGUCCGCACCCUCUUUUUGCCAGCCAGCAAAGGGACCCAUCCACCUUCUACCCCUGGUUAUUACACAGAUAUAGGUACUUGGGACACAGAUUUCAAGGUAAUGAAACGAGUCCGGAGAGCUUCCUUUUGCACAACGCGCUUGCCAGAAAGCCCAAAAGAAUCCGGACAGCUUUUUCACCCUCGCAGCUCCUCCGGCUCGAACACGCAUUUGAGAAAAACCAUUACGUGGUGGGAGCAGAGAGGAAACAGCUCGCGCACAGCCUUAGCCUCACAGAAACUCAGGUAAAAGUGUGGUUUCAGAACCGAAGGACGAAGUUCAAGCGGCAGAAGUUGGAGGAGGAGGGCUCCGAGUCUCAGCAGAAGAAGAAGGGAUCGCAUCACAUAAACCGAUGGAGACUGGCCACUAAACAGGCGAGCCCAGAGGAAAUUGAUGUCACUUCGGACGAUUAGGAAAAAGACCAUAGGCGUCUGAAUGAAGGACGACGUGGAUAAAGGAGGCCACGCAGAGACAGUGAGAGGGUAAAAAGCCAAUGUCGCAUUUCAGAUCUCCGGAGAUCGGCAGCUGAGGGUGAGGGGACCCGGACUGGUGGCCCCUGCUGUCACCGUGUGGCUCUGUCAGCCCUAAAAGUGACUGACAGCGUCAGUCCAUCUACCUGACCCCUUCAAACCUCCUCCAAUGUCCCGACACUUAUUUCUCCUCCAGUUCAUAUUGGACGUUUGCACUUCAGAAGGUUUUUUUUUUAGCAAAAAAACGAAAAGAAAAGAAAGAACUAAAGAUACCAAAACACCAAACAGCUUUUUUAAAACUUGAAUUGCAUGGGAUCUUUUUCCUGGUAGUUGUUUUCAUUUGACACGUUUUCUCCAACGAAGAAGAAAAAAAAAGAGAAUCUUGUUUUUCACUCCUCUAUUUUCAAACAGAGAUGUCGUGCUCUUUCCUUUUUACAGUGUGCAGUCUUUCAUUCUCGUGUCAAAGUGAUUGUGAAAAACAUGAAGUAGCGGUGCUGCGUUAUAGUGUUUUUAUUUUAAGAGAACUCAAAUUCGAAUAAAAAGCCUUUCUUAAACGGAAUCAGACCACAAUGAAGUACUGAUCAGGACAUUCCUCUGACAUAAAGCUUUACCCAUGUGUCGCUGCGGCCCCAGCAGCCUGUCAGGACUCACGAAGGACUAAAGCAAGCCUAAAAGAGAAAAAAGCACUGAGCGUAUUCCAUGUACAGAAAUGCUUCAGAUUAAUGUUUCUGUUCAGCCCUCUUUUACAGAAUGUACAUAUUUUUGUGUUUGUGUUAAGUUUGCUACAAUUUUAACACAAAAUAUAUACUUCCAAGAAGUAUGUAAUUGUCAAUAUUUUGUCAAUAAAGUUUUAUCAAUAUGUCGCGCGCAGUCAAAGUUUAGGCUUUUUC
Molecule: messenger RNA, 2000 nt
Organism: Cheilinus undulatus (humphead wrasse)
Lineage: Eukaryota; Metazoa; Chordata; Actinopteri; Labriformes; Labridae
Gene: emx2
Product: empty spiracles homeobox 2
Exons: 3
Coding region: 310-1053 (247 amino acids)
Biological process (GO): neuron differentiation; brain development; regulation of DNA-templated transcription
Molecular function (GO): DNA binding; DNA-binding transcription factor activity, RNA polymerase II-specific
Source: RefSeq, a predicted model, not a curated record